CAUCUUUUGAUUUGGGCGAUGCGGCGCGGCAGAGCGGUGGCGAGGCAAGCGGAGGCGAUUCACGGCGGCGAAGUCAACGGAUCUGGUAUUUCUAAGGAGGUCAGAUUCUGCGGCGUCAGGAAGAGGCCAUGGGGCCGUUUCGCGGCGGAGAUCAGAGACCCGUGGAAGAAGACGCGCGUCUGGCUCGGCACCUUUGACUCGGCGGAGGACGCCGCCCGCGCCUACGACACCGCCGCUCGCUCGCUCCGCGGCUCUAAGGCCAAGACCAACUUCCUCGUGUCCCUGAACGACGCCGUUUCCCCCAAUUUCAACCCCCAAAAUCUCAAUUGGGGUGGGGGUGUGAACUGA
Molecule: messenger RNA, 348 nt
Organism: Salvia miltiorrhiza (redroot sage)
Lineage: Eukaryota; Viridiplantae; Streptophyta; Magnoliopsida; Lamiales; Lamiaceae
Product: ethylene-responsive transcription factor 3-like
Exons: 1
Coding region: 19-348 (109 amino acids)
Biological process (GO): regulation of DNA-templated transcription
Molecular function (GO): DNA binding; DNA-binding transcription factor activity
Source: RefSeq, a predicted model, not a curated record